CGCUCAAUGUGUUCGUGAUCGUUACAGAUGGUAGCAGUAGCGCUAUGCGAUAAGUCCGCUGAUUGCGACCAAUGAUGCAGAAUGUAAACGUAGAGAUUUUGAGGAGAAUAAGAAAAAAUACUGCAAUAAAAGUGAUGCAAAGAUUAAAGAGUUUCAGGCGAAUAUAUUUAUGUAAAGAAGAGGAUGGAUGUCAUAUUUGUGAAAGUGUGAAAGGGCUACAGUAUAUGAUAAAGUGUCCCUGUGAAUGAAAGAAACUUAUGUCAUCAAGCAUGCAUAAAGGAAUCAGCUGACAGAUCAUGUGCUUGAAAUAACACUAUACGAGGUAUUAAUGUUGAAUAUCUUAAAAGAAGAAUAUCCAUAGAAAUGUCAUAGUUGUUUGUAAAUAAAAGCUUGUGUCAAAUUUAACGGGAUUAUUGUGAAACUUAUAUUUAAACUUUGUUAAUUCAAUAAUUUGCCUUCAAGGUCUUUUUAAAAGUGUUACAAUCAACACCAAAGGUGGAGAUUAGUCAAUAUCAACAUGGAAACUAGGAAUAAAAGUUUCUGGUGGCUCAUAUCGUCUGUAAACAGUGUUGCAGAUACUAAUGAGAACAAUUCUUCAGCCCCUCAAUUGGAAUUACAGUCUUCCUCGUCCAUUAAUAAUUUAUCAAAUGAUAAAAAUAGUAAUUUUAAUCUUGAUGUAGAUGUAGGAAGUAUUAUAGAAGAAAUAAAUAGAGUUGCUGCCCAAAGUCCAUUAGGCCCUUAUGAAAAAUCAGUUGGAGAAAGGAGCAUAGAUGAUCUACUUAAAGAAGCAGAAAAAAUAUAUAUUGAAAGUUCCAAGAGCUUUGAACAGCUAAGUCAGAGAAGUAAAACGUCCCAAAAUAUAUCUGAUCUGUUAUCAAAUAUUUCAAAAGACUCUACACCAACUCCAAAGAGUUUGAGUCCUUUACCAAUGGACCCUGAUCCUCAAGAACCAGAAGUUCAAGAGAUGAGUCAAAGUGAUGACGAUUAUAGUGAAGAUUUUUCUGAAGAAAGUAAGAUGCAUUCAGCUAAGGGGUCUCCUACCAAUAAUUCAAUUUGCAAUGAAUCAAAAGAGUUAAAUUGCAUUGACAAAAAAAAUAUAGAAGGAGCUAUAGAAAAGUCUGCUAUUGAUCAAGAUAUUGAUUCUGAAUUAAGCACUGGAAAAUCAUCAAGUAUGAUAAAAUCUCAAUCCUUGAAUUAUUUCAAAGCUUCAAAUACCUCUCGUGUUAAAACAAUUGUUAAGAGUCAGUCAGAAGUUGCCUCUUUGGGCAAAAAUGUGCAGGCACCAAUAGUUGAAACUAAAAGAGAACAUUUUAGUGAGUUGGAUGAAAAAUUGCAGAAAUAUGUGGAAGAUGAUGCUAGAAAACAAUGUUUGAUUGAAGAUUUAGAGAGACACAACAAACUUUUAAAAAAAGAAUUGGAAGAUUUUAAGGUGGAAUUACAAAGGACGCAAACCGCCUUGGAACAAACCAAAUCCGUAUUAUCAUCUAAAACCCUUUCGUCUCCAGAAAUAAAUAUGGAGUUGGAAAAAGCUUUAGAAGAUCUUAAAGAUUCUAAAGAAAUGAAUACAUCUUUACAACUUCAGCUAGAAACUGUCAAUAAAAGCCAUCAACUUCUUAAAAGUUCUUAUGACGAUCUUUUGGAUUCUAAUAAAAAAUUCGAACGUCGUCUUUUUGAAUUAGACAACAGCUUAGACAAAUAUAAGAACGAAUUUAUUCUGUUACGACAAUCGAAAGAUAAACUAGUAGAGAACGAAGUGAAUUUAAAUAAAUUACUGGAAAUGGAGAAACUUCAAAAUAAAAAUUUCAAACUCCAACACGAAAAAGACGCCAAAUGUAUCCAAGAUUUGAAUAGACAAAUUAAGGAAAUGGAAAGAAUUAUAGCUAGGAAACAUCCAGAUUCAGUAUCGGCAUUAAUAGUCGCAGCUAAAGAAAAUGCUAUGGACUCGAACUUAACAGCUAGGAAAAUUUUGGAAGAUAGAAUAAAAUCGUUGGAACAAGAACAAGUCAGUAGAGAAACCCAAUCUUCCAAAGUUUUUAUGGAAAUACAAGAAAAGUUUAACCAAAUGAAAUCCAAAUACGAAAAUCACAUCGAGGAUUUGGAAUUACACGUUUGUGAUUUAAAGAAUCAGUUGAAAAGAAGAAGCGAAACUUAUGACGUUUAUACUCAGACUAUGGUCGAAGACAAAAUACCGCAGAAGGAAACUUUUACUACUUUCACACAAACGGAUGCCGUCACGUCAGCAGUUCCAUCUCCACCAACAACUACUAGUAAACCACAGAGAUCAAUAACUUCAAAGAAAAAUGAGGAUUCUCAUUUGUUAGCUACUAUACGAGGCUUACAAGCAGAUCUCGCAAAUAAAGAAAAAGUAAUUACUAAACUUCAGAAAGAAAUCGAAGAUCUGAAGAAAACAAAUAAGAGAUUACAAAAGGAAAGAGAGGGUAGUUUAAAAAACUUAAUUGAUAAAAAGGAACUGAAAAGUCUUCCCCUGGAUCGUCUACAAACAAGAUCAAAUAGCUGUAGUUCGGAGAAGGAUUUUCGGAAGGAAGAAACGGUCCUCCAUUUAAAACGAGAAAGGGAUAAAUUGAAACUACAGUUAGAUAAAUUACAAGAAGAUUAUCAACAACUACAAAGUAAGAGGAUAGGAGACUUAACUGCCCUUCAAGAGGCCCACGAACAAGAAGUGUCCAAUUAUAUAGCUAGUGUAAGCCCUUUAAGAGAACAGCUGGAAAUUCACCAGAUCUCAUUAGCGUCUCUUCAAUCUCAGUUGACUUCUGCUAGAGAAGAAUUAGCAAUUGUUAGAGUUGAAAGUGAUCACUUGAAUAAUCGUUUGCUUAAUAUGCCAACUAGCAAUAGGACGUUUGCGGAGGAUACUGUAGGUGUAUCUCCUUUAUUACAAAAGAUUGGAUUUUUGGAAAAACAGUAUGUGGAACGUGAGUAUAGGUUAAGGUCUAUGAUCCAAAACUUGGCUCAAAAAAACUUAACCAACAGAAGUUGUCCACAAUGUUCAGAAAGACAUCAGCAGUUGAUUUCGUAUAAAGCAGAGUUGGACCAAACUUUGACUUCCGUCCGAGCGUUUCAAUAAUUCAGACAUAAGCUGAUUAAGUAUUCCAAAGGGGAUUGGUUUGUUAAUAUGUCAAAUUUUAUUAUUAAUGGUAUUAAGCGAAACAUUAAUGAGAACAGGAAUAAUUUAAUACGAGGGCCACUUUUCUUUCAACCUUCGAUCGCUCCGUGCAGACGCUGAUGCUCCCGCCAAGUAUGUAUUGCAAAGUGUGAUACGUUUUCUACAGGUCAUAGUGCUGCAGAAAUCCAUCGGGGAAUAAAUCGUGUAUAUAGGAAAAACUUCGUGAGUGAAUGGUGUCGAAAGUUUAAAGAUGAGUUGAUAGAAUGGAUAAAGAAAACCGCAGAUUCACCAUUACUGUUUUGUCUACGAAAUUUCUAGAAGUUUCAAUGUUUGCUUUGUACUCUAUUCUUACUGAACGGUUAGGCUCCAUUAGCUUUCUUUGAAGAGGGUAUUGAAAGGCUUGCCCACAGAUAUGGCAAAGGUCUCAAUCUCUUCGGUGAUUAUGUCUCAAAGUAUGUGUACCAAUAUUUUGGUAAUAAAAUUAUUGUUUUAUAUGAACUAUUUAUAGCCUAUCGGAGAUUGGAAAAAAAACGGCCCUAGUAUAGUGAAGUACUGAAACUGUACUAGAAAUUAUAUUUCUGUCAUGGACUUUACAUAAUCAAGUUGAGCUGUAACAUGAACAAAUUUGUAAAAGUUACUUCACAUUGGAUAUGAAAAUAAUUUCACUACCUUUUAUUGCGUUAUUAAAUGUUUCAAUUAUCACCAUCAAUGAAAAAAUAUUGUUUAUGUAAUACAAUCCCAUUAAUUAAUUAUUAGCAUAAGCCCACACAGCAAAAGUUACAUUUUCUUAUUUUUUGUGAUUAUCCGCUAAUAUACAUGAAAAUUUCCAUUUAUGUUCAUAUCUAUAUAAUCGGAAAUACAAAGAAUACAGAUAUUGUAUUGUGUAAUUAGUGCAACUUACGGUCUAUCAUCUUUUCACACAAGUGUAUGAAAAAUCUAAUUUCCAUACUUGUAUUGUUUUCCGUAUAAGAAAUACUUAAUAUUUCGUCCUAUUAGUGCAGAAAGUGUAAAAUUGAGCCAUUAUAUUCAUUAGGAAGCAGUGCUUCAUUUGGCACUAGUAUGAAACUCACAACUGCAUAAAUCCAUGAGGUGAAACAUUCCAUAGAUACAAAUAUAUGUAGCUGACAUGAAUCAUUACCCGAAUACACUAUUGCUUGGAAAUAUUAUACUUUUUAUUUUUAUAGACCCUCGAUUUCUUAUUAAGGCAAAACACUAUAACACUAUACAAAGUUUUUUUUAUUAAUAACAAAAAAUAUUCAAAUAUUUUACAAUUUAUUUUAAAUAAUCUUACGUGCAGCCAUAGAACAUACCCUAAGAAGAAAUGCAAAUUUAGUUAUUAUUCAGUGGAAACAACAUGGCGGAUUUUCGAUGCUAGUGUCCUCGAUUAUAGGUGGCAGAACUAAUCUAUUUUCGCGGUUCAUUUAAAUUUACAACAAAGAAUAUCUACCGUAUUCUGUGUUAUUCAUUUUCAUUCAGUUCCUAUUUCGCAGUUUUCUGAAUUCACGAUAGAAAAAAUACCUUAGAACUGGGACACGUUUAUUUACAAAAUAAUAUUUACAUACAUUUUUAACUAAACCAAGGAACAUUAAUUGACAUGAUUACAAUAUCACUUUUAAAAUAAGAUCUAAUAAAAUACAGAUAUUUCUCACAAACAAAUUAAAAAGUGUAAUAUGUGAAUAAAUACUAACCAGAAUAAAAACAGCAAAAUAAUAUCAUUAUAAUAUCAUUUUGGGAUUUAACAGUGUCUCAAAAUCAAAACAAAAAAAUACAGCCUUUUAAACAAUAAUAUUAAAAUUUUGAGAAACAAAAAUAAAUAUUCUCUCUGUAAACAUGAAUCAAUAAAAUUGUAAAAUAAAUCAGCCUUCUAUAAUUAACAAAAGAAAAUUUUGAUCCCACAUGAUUCCAUCAGAUACAUCUCUUCGUCCUCCACUCCCAUUAAACGAUUCUUCCCUCGUUGGAGGUAAACUGCUUCUGGAAUACUGCUCACGGUUGAAGUGUUAUUUUCAUUCUCUUCUUAUCCAACGCAGCUCUGUUUGUAGAUCUCUGAUCACAAAAUGUAGCAACAACUUUCAAAUUUUUCAAGAUGUCUUAUAUAUGUUAUGUAAAACAAUAGACGAUGACUGAACUUUCAUGCUUUUCAUAAUGAAGUCCUGUAGACAGAGAAAUUUCAUCGAGUAAUAAACACAGUGGCGAUAAUGUUCAUUCAUUUUAUUCACUUGGAGCUUCAAUGAGUUUCAUGAUAGUACCAUUGAUACCAGGUAUUCUUGACAAAAUUCCUUUCAGUGUUGAAACUGAAGGCAACUGAAAAUAAUUUGAUAAAGAUCUAACAACCUAGGAUUUCUUUUGUACAGAAACACCAAAAGUUUUUUCCUGUAUGGUUUUCCUGUCCCUUGUCUGCGAAUAUUUCUUAACUGUGAGUAAAUGAAUUCUUUCGUUACAUUAUUUAAACCUUCUCUUAUACACUUAAAUGUUCCAAUUUCACACAUCCUCUUCAAUGUCUCUACCGAUUUUUCGUCGUCAAAACUAUUAAUUUCCUCUAUAACAAUGCAGUCUGAAAAACUCCAAUAAUUCUUCUAUAGUUAAAUUUCCAGAUGCUAAGGGAUGAAAACUCGGACUAUUAACUUGAUGCUCUUCGACAAUCAUAUCAGUGUCUACUAUACCUGUUUUUACAGCAUAUGAAUAUUUUUGGUUUACCAUACAGUAGUGAACUUUGGCAUAACUGUGAACUUCAUAAAUGAAAGUAGACAAUGAAGGCAGAUGAGAGGUAGAAAUAGAUGGGAUAGCUUCCCUUCCAUAUAUCUACUAUUGCAUCCUGGAAAUUUACAUCUAUACUCUGUCACCUACCUUCAAGUCCAUCCUGAAAUAUUAAAUGAAAAAUGACAGACAAGGAUACUUAGCAGUGAAUUUUUCAGUUAUUUCCAAUGAGAUCCUUCGUCGUCUUGGGCUGUGCUCCCUACAUGGUUCUAAAACAAAUUCUCAUUAAUAUGAAAUUACAACCUAAGAAAUAUAUAUUCUCCAUUCAACCGAUUUCAACAAAAAAUCAUAAUUAUACAUUACAUUUCUGACUAUUUCCUUCGAAAAAUUUAAGCCAACCAAAAAGCUGUAAUAUUUUAUGUUUACCUAGCAACGAUCAAAUUUCAGCGAUAAUACUGCACUAGUGCAAAUUAUCGAUAAUUUGCACUAGUGCCAAAUUUUCGUCUAGGAUUAAUAAACAUCAUUUGAUUUUAAUUUUAUAUUUUAAGAAAAGGAACAAUUAUUGAAAAUGCAAUUAGAAUAUACAACUUUACUGGAGGCCGACGAUGGUGUUUCUAUGCUGCUUCCACCACUUCUUAUUGUUACUUCGCUACUGUCAUUUCGCAUUUUUUGUACAAUUUCCUCGUGGUGUUCACUAUUUACUUGGAGGUAACUCCUUAUCGAGGCCUGAUUUGAGUGUCCGGUAACCUUCAUAAUUUGAUUUUCUGAAACCCCAACCUUGGCAAGCUGAGUAACUGCCGCAGCACGGUUCGAGUGAUUUGUCACUUAUAUUCUUUUCGUGUCAAUUCCUAUCAACUACGGUAUAAUUUAAAGAAUAACAAAUUUUAAACACAGAAUUAAGUUUAUUUUAAAUUAAAUUUUUCUCAUGAAAUAGUCUGCCAAAAUGCCCUCUCGUGCAUGUCAAAUUGUCUCAUAAUUUCCUCGAGUGGGCAUUCGCGCACUCGAGAAAAUUAAAUUAUCGACAAUUUGACAUGCACUCGGGACAUUAAUAUUGAUAAUAUCACCUACCUAUGUAACGAAAUCUGAAGUAAAUGUGGCGGGAAUUCAGAAAUUGAUGACGGAUGACAUAUUGACAUUGACAGUAAUGACACAUUUUUAUUACACUAGCAUCACGAUUGGAAGGUGGCAGAACUAAAUUUGUGUUGCCGAGAUUUCCAUAAAAGUUGACCUUCUUUUUGGUAUGUUCUGUGCGUGUAGUUAAAAUAAUGACAUUAUACGUUAUUAUUACUUAACCAACUAAAAUUUAUGUUACAAUUUUAAUACCUUUAUUAAAAAUCCUAACCUCUUAUUUAUUAGUUAAUCUUUUGCAUUUCGAAUAUGCUUAACAGAUACAUGAGGACAUUGAAAUUUUUGCAGGAAUAUAACCACACGACAAUGUAUAUUUUUUUAUGAAAUCAAGAGUUUCGGAAAGAAUAAUCUGAAAUAGUUAAAUAAAGUCAAUGUUAGACAUACCUACGAUAAUAGUUAUUAUAAAAGAUUGCACUUUCAUAAAAGAGUGUUGUCCCUAAUUAGAUAAUAAACAUUUUCUAUCCACAGGAAAACGUGUGUUUCUCAUUCAAAUAUUUUUUGCCUUUCUAAGGCCCAAUACACACGGAGCAACUGGAAAAAAAUAAACUGAAGUUACUGGUUGCUAACUGAAUAGUGACAUGUCUCUACACAAACAGCAGAUUCAAUUGUGACCAAAACAUUUUCAAAAUUUAUCAAUAAAACAAAAAAAUUAAGAAUAACAAAAUGUUUCUUUUUCAAAUUGACUCGACGAUUCAUGCUUCACUCUACUACGUAGGCUACGGGUAGCUGUCUUUAUUGAUUCCCUGAGGAUGUCGUGGGUCGGGUGAACAGAAUAUUUUCGAUCAAGUCCAAUGCCUCUUAAACUGUUCCACUUGAUGGUCAGUCAUCAUGUUUAAUAAAAAUAUCAUCAAACCAUCCUAUUUUGUAGUUUCUGGUUAUAUAUGCGGUUUUAUUAUUUUUUCUUUGCAAAUAAUCAUUUCUUUGAAUUGAGUCGUUAUUUAUUGUCACUAAACUAAGUUUCUAGCACAUAAAAUUGAAUCCAAAAUUAUGAAGAAUUUUAAAAAUAAAUUAUCUCAGUGUCGAACCAAACAAUACAGUUGAAACUUCUUUUUUUGCAAAUAUACAAACUAUUCUGGAAUACUAAUAACAAAUAUACUUCUAAGAAACAAAAUGAAUAAAUAGAAUGGAGACAGUAAUUUUAAUAGAACGAAUUACUAACCUGUUAAAUUUGUGUUGUCGUGAUCAGAUUGAAAACUUGAGAGGCGGGUGAAUCAAGUUGCCAGCAAAUCAACAGGUCGAGUUUUUUAAGGCCGACCGUCCACGAUGCAACUGUUUUGGAACAAAGGCUGCAAACCUGUUGAUCUUGCAAAAGUUUUGCAAUCAAAACAUUUUUGACCGCACACGGAUUGUGUAAUCAGUAUUAAAUCGGUUGGUGCAGCAGUGAAACGUAAUUUUUAUUUCUUAGAUGAGGAAGACGUCAUUGAUUAUUAUCAAUACCGCAGACAACGCAGGAUACAGAGAGAAUAUUGGAUCUAUCCAUAUCUAAAUCAAAAUGUGAACUCUAGACUAUUUGUAGCAACACAAGAACUGUCUCAGACAGUUAGAACAUUUCGAAUGUCGAUAAAAAGCUGUUUUUCCGCUUCUCCCACAAAUUUGAGGUUUAGUUUUUGAUCACUUAUAUUGAAAAAACAAAAUAAAUAUGUGAUAAUCAUAUAAAACAACACCUGCAACGCAACCGCGAAUGCGGAAUCAUGGUCACGUUCAACCGAUUGCAAACUAGUGUCACCUCGUGUGCGACUCCCUGCUGUUAUACGUUGCCGAGGUCAACUGGUUUGCAACUUUUGUUUCAAAACACUUGUAUCGUGGGUGGUUGGUCUAAACUGGCUGCCAACACGUUGCAGACUGGUUGGUAACCAGUUACCCCGUCUGUGGUUCCCCAUUCAAUUACAAAGGUAGUUACCCAUUGCGAUUUGCGUUAGAAAUGAGUUUCUUGUGAGUUGAUCGUUGUUAAUAAGGUUGUUUUUUUUGAUCUGUAACGUAUACCUACAUGUAUUUUACUAGAAAAUAUAAUAUUCCAAGAAGAUUCAAACAGAUUAAGUCAAAAUUAGAAAUUAAAAUUUAUUUUUGUUAAGAGAAUUCAACAGGUAUAAACUGAGCAUCAACUACUAAUUUAAUAUCCCUCACAAUAUUUUAUUUAAGUUAUUUUAGGGUGGUUCGUACUCUAAAACUCUAAAUAAAUUACUAUAACUAUAAACUAUAAACAAAGUAGAAGUACGUAACAAAGUAUUAAAUUUUUCUCUAUAUUUUCAAAGUAAUAAUAGAAUAAUAAUACAUUAAAAUAUUUAUUGGUUGUGGUUGUUUUUUUGCUUUAUACCAAUUAAUAUGUAAAUGACUGUAUGUUCUGGUCUUCUAUUUUUGAACAAAACUCCAAAAAUUAAUGCUAUACCUGUAUUAUCUAUUAUAUGUGUUACAGCAAAAAUUAUAAUUCGGUGAUUAUGUAAAAUUACCGGUGAUUAUACAUAAUCGUAAUAGGGGAUGCGAUAAAUAUCAUAACUUAUUGGCAAUGUUCGUGAUUUUUUUUAUUUAAAUUAGAUUUGUAAUUUAAAAUGUAAUUUAUUAAACAGACCUUCAAUUUAUAUUUAUUCAUUACUUUAUAUCUGUAAAAGUAAUACAAAUCUUAACAGCAUCAUAAAAUAUAAUUGAAGUAAAACCUUGUUUAUUGGGCGAGUAGAAUAGAGUGCAGGUUUUUUUUGAGUAGUUACUACCUAACCUAACUACUGUUUGUUUUCUUAGUAUCCAUAAUAUUACGUUAUUUGGAAUUAAAACGCUAAAGUUUAUUAGCCAUUAUUCAAUGUUUUAUUUUUUACGAGAGGGUAGCGAAAAAACGUAAACAUGCAACGAAAUUAGAACUAAUUCUGAAAUCACGUGGUUGUUACUUGCCAAGCAGUUGCGCAAACUGAACGAAUUUUCGUAAAGUUAGGAACUUUUAUCACAUUCUCCAUCACGAGUUGGGGAUUUUAUGAACUAACCCGUAAAUAUGAAAUAAUUUAUCAUAUUUACCAAAUUCAGUGGUAACAAUGUAUAAUCACCGGUAAUUUUAUAUAAUUACCGAAUUUAUUACUUUUACCGUACUUAUUUGAAAAUACAUAUUUUAUAACGUAUACAUCGACAUUUUUUUUCUACUAUUGAUAUAAAUGACUUGCUGUGUGGGAAAUGUGUUUAACGAUAGUGAAUGUUAAAUUUAUUUUUGAAUGUUGUUAAUAAAAUUGCGUUGUUUA
Messenger RNA from Diorhabda carinulata, 10161 nucleotides. RefSeq names its product centrosomal protein of 162 kDa. Bases 518 to 3082 code for a protein of 854 amino acids. Gene Ontology annotation, cellular component: centrosome; axonemal microtubule; centriole. The record is from RefSeq and is a predicted model, not a curated record. Lineage: Eukaryota; Metazoa; Arthropoda; Insecta; Coleoptera; Chrysomelidae. Gene Ontology annotation, biological process: cilium assembly. The transcript has 5 exons.